AAAGGACCCUCCAGAGAGCAAUGUCAUAGUCGAGUGAGAUACGAGGGCACCAUCGAGUUGCAGUGGCUUGCUUUGGCACCAAAUUUCAGGAAAAAAAACGACUGUAACCAAGUAGUUGAUCAGACACGCAAAAUUGAUCUUAUAAAUAUAUAGAAGAUGACAGAGCCGCCUGUUGAACCAGCUGCUGGGGUCGAACAACCUACAACUGCUACGCCCGAUGCAAUAGACCCUGCCACCGCAGAAGGCUUCUUCUCGCUGUCUACAAUCUUUUUCCUGCUGCUAAGGUUAGUUUUUACAGUCGCGGUUGGGAACAAUACGGUCGCCAGUGUAGUUAAGGCUAAAAUGCUUUUCAGGUUGUUUCGCUCUGACCAUGUGGCUGGAAACGAACCUUCACAAGAAUUUUGUGUGACGAAUCAAAAGCCCACAGCCACAGGGCGGUCGAUUGGUUCCGGAACCAUUUCAGUCAGCACUGUCCUUUUUGAAAAGCCACUCCUUUUCUUCUAAUACACGGGUGAUCGGCGUGUUUACGGUUCCGACAGGCGUCGCAGCACUGGGCGUGUCGACGGCAUUUUCAUUUCUCACGCCAUUAGGAGGCUUCAUCGGUUCUUUUGCGUGGUGCUUGCAACAGGCUGCCUGGGAACUGUUUGUUGGUGUUCUUUUAGGAACAGCCAUACCUUGGGUUUUAGCGGCUGUACAAGCUCUACGCAGAGUCCGCAAUAGAGACGAGGGGACGCGUGGGCCUCCCGUUCGCCGGAAGAUACUCUGAAUUUGAGUCCGUCUCCCAAAAUAAUUCGAUAAUUUGACUGUAAACACCGUCUAUUCCUUUCAUCAUCAUUAUCAUCAUCAUCAUCAAUCAAUGAUUAGACUGUAAUUCCUCGUAAAGGUUGAUCGUGGACUUGAAUAGAUACUUGGGUCCCGCUCUCGCUAUGCCGUUCGGAUAUGACGAGGUAGCAUUCAAUCAGCGAUUGUAGAGUCGUCUUGGUCACAAUGACGGAAAGGCAAAAUAUAACAUGUUCAUUUAAUUUAUUCAAUUCUUGUGUCCUGGUUUGAUGAAUACUUCUGCCAUUUUAUACCAGCAAAUAACUCUUGUGUUGUCAAUUGUCUCUGCUCGGUGCUAGUUUUACUUGUACUAACUGACGAUUCGAGAUUUUCUCUGUUAGUGUGUUUGGCGUGUCUGUCUGAU
Messenger RNA from Amoebophrya sp. A25, 1183 nucleotides. NCBI's taxonomy places the organism in Eukaryota, Dinophyceae, Syndiniales, Amoebophryaceae. The record is from the annotation of a GenBank genome assembly.